Messenger RNA from Knipowitschia caucasica, 2940 nucleotides. The record is from the annotation of a GenBank genome assembly. Lineage: Eukaryota; Metazoa; Chordata; Actinopteri; Gobiiformes; Gobiidae.
AUGGCGCAUGUGCAACCUACAGAAUUCUGCAGUGACAAUGAGGACCUCUUUGGGGGGUAUGAUAGCAUUUUGGAGGACAGCUCUAUCUUGGCCAAGUUGGAAUCCCUGGAAAGACAACAGGACAAUGAGUGCUCAUCUGAAAGGAAACGAGAAGAUUGUGCUGUCUUCACUUCUCUAAGAACCACGGUAGUAAACCAAACGGACAAGGAUUUUGUCACAGAUUCAAUUUUAAAUGCUGUGGAAGAGAGACCUUUUGGAGAUUUACCAGCCUCGCAGAUGGAAUUUCAAGAAAUUCUCAAAAGCACUGAACGGCAAUUUGUAAAUCCAACCACUGACGCAACAUCUACUCCUCUUAAAGACUUCUCCAAAAAGACUGCAUGUACAAUCACUCAAGAUGAGGCUGUGCACGGACACAACAAACCAGCAAACAAACCAAACGUGAGGAACAGCAUGAGUGAGCGUCUGAAAAGGACUAUGCUCUCAAAUGCAGCAGCUCCUGUCAGUGUAUCACGCAGUGUGGGGCAGAAAGAGGCCGUCGUCUCUGAGGAGAUAAGUGUUGCUCUCCAAGCCAUGGAAACCGUAUCUUCCCAAACCACUGAUCUAGGACCUUUCUUUGGGCUUCCCUCUAAAGUCAAGGACCUUUUAAACAAACACAAAGGAAUCAAGAGUCUUUAUGAUUGGCAGGAGACGUGUCUAAAUCUGGAUUGUGUUCAGCAAAGGAGGAACCUGAUUUAUUCCUUGCCUACUAGUGGCGGGAAAACACUAGUUGCUGAGAUCUUGAUUCUCAAAGAACUUCUUUGUCGACGGAAAGAUUGUCUCUUUAUUUUGCCAUAUGUCUCACUGGUGCAGGAGAAGGUGCGUGGACUUGCCAGCUUUGGGCUAGAGUUAAACUUCAUGGUAGAGGAGUACGCUGGUAGCAAAGGAAGGUUCCCACCUGUGAAAAGAAGAACACACCAGUCUUUAUUCAUAGCCACCAUUGAAAAAGCUCACAGCCUGGUCAACUCUCUGAUAGAAACAAACAGGCUCGACAACCUUGGACUUGUGGUUGUCGAUGAGCUUCACAUGUUGGGCGAUGGGGCCAGAGGAGCAAUCAUUGAAAUGACUCUCGCCAAGCUCCUGUUCAUGAGUAAAACGACUCAUAUUAUUGGGAUGAGUGCCACUCUGGGAAACAUUAAAGAUGUCCAGACAUUUCUGAAUGCUGAAAAUUAUAGCAAUGACUUCAGGCCUGUUCAGCUCAAGGAGUAUGUCAAACUGAAGGACACGAUUUAUGAAGUGGAUCCAAAGGAGGAGGAUUGUUUCAAGCUUUCUCGUUCCCUUAAUUAUAAGUACUCCAGUGGCAUGCAGAAAAUGGACCCUGACCAUAUCAUCGCCUUGGUUACAGAGGUCAUUCCAACCCAUUCAUGCCUCGUCUUCUGUCCCACCAAAAAGAACUGUGAAAACGUAGCUUCAAUGAUCUGCAAAUAUCUAAAGGAGAAUUUUCUACGACAGCGAGAGGCAGAGAAGGCCACACUACUCCGAGAGCUGCGAGAUAGUGGGAGUGGAAACAUGUGUCCUGUACUUAAAAGGAUCGUUCCUUUUGGCAUCGCCUAUCACCACAGCGGCCUCACAACGGAAGAACGGAAACUGGUGGAGGAGGCGUACUCGACCGGGGUCCUCUGCCUCCUGACCUGCACCUCCACACUGGCAGCGGGCGUCAACCUUCCAGCUCGCCGAGUUAUUCUGCGCUCACCGUUUGUCGCCACCCAGUUUCUAAAGAGAAGCCAGUACAAACAGAUGGUGGGUCGAGCCGGGCGAGCGGGGAUCGACACAGCGGGAGAGAGCAUCCUUAUUCUGCAGGAGAAGGACAAGAACAUGGCCAAGUCGCUCGUUUGUGCCCCAGUCGAGAACUGUUACAGCAAUCUGAUGUACGAGGAGGGAAAGGGAAUUCUUAGCCUCGUCCUGUCGCUCAUUGGAUUAAACAUCACCACGUCCUUGGAGCAGCUGAAGGACUUUCUGUCAGGCACACUCCUUUCUGUUCAAGAGACACAGCUGUGCGUAAAGAAAUCCCUCUGGGACUCGGCCCUGGAGUGUGUUGAAGUAUUGAAAGAGAAAGGGCUCAUUACCGUCGAUGGUGACGCUCAGGACCUAGCGCUGACAGUCACUCGCCUCGGAAAAGCCACUUACAAAGGCUCAGUGGAUGUGAGCCACAGUGGAACGCUGUACAGUGACCUGUCUAAAGGCCUGGAGGGUCUGCUGCUCAACAGUUACCUCCACCUGGUGUAUUUGGUCACGCCGUAUGAGCUGAUCUCCCAGUGUAAACCUGAGUGGAUGGUUUACCUCAGACAGUUUACCUUGUUAUCUGCAUCAGAGCAGAAGAUGUCUGCAGCUGUUGGAGUCCCAGAGAGUUUUGUUGUGAGAAAAGCUGCGGGACAAACGGUCAAAAAGAAUACUGAAAUGCUGGUGGUUAUUCGCAUGUACCUCGCUAUGAUGCUUUUCUCAUUACUCAAAGAAACAAACUUGUGGAGCGUUGCCGAGAAGUUUCAAAUAAGUCGAGGUUUUAUCCAAACUCUGUUGAGUUCAGCUUCUGCGUUUUGCUCCUGUGUUUUGCAUUUUACUGAGGAACUGGAGGAGUUUUGGCCUUAUAAAGCUCUAUUGUCAGAGCUGACACGUCGACUGACCUACUGUGUCCGAGCUGAGCUCAUCCCUCUGAUGGAGGUGGCUGGUGUCAUGGAGUCCAGAGCAAAGCAGCUGUAUAAUGCUGGCUAUAAGACCCUGAAUCACCUUGCCAACGCAGACCCCAAGGUUUUGUCAAAGUCUAUUGAGAACCUUUAUAAGAGACAGGCCGAUCAGAUGGUGGCCUCUGCCAAAAUGCUUCUUAAUGAAAAAGCAGCAGCACUUCAGGAAGAAGUAGACGACUUGCUCAUGCUGCCCAUAGACUUGCCUUUCCAAACCUCAACAUAG